Messenger RNA from Cloeon dipterum, 1568 nucleotides. RefSeq names its product U6 snRNA-associated Sm-like protein LSm11 (gene Lsm11). Lineage: Eukaryota; Metazoa; Arthropoda; Insecta; Ephemeroptera; Baetidae. Gene Ontology annotation, cellular component: U7 snRNP. The transcript has 4 exons. The coding region runs from base 175 to 1389 and encodes 404 amino acids. The record is from RefSeq and is a predicted model, not a curated record. Gene Ontology annotation, biological process: mRNA 3'-end processing by stem-loop binding and cleavage. Gene Ontology annotation, molecular function: U7 snRNA binding.
GAAUUUCACCACGACGACCACGACUAUAGGCGGUCAAGGAAUGCGCGGGUUUAGCACCAGUCUUGAUUUAUUUUAAUGAUUUUGAAACUAACUAAGAGAAGAGUUGUUCUUGGUUAUUGAAGGAAUUUAUUAUAUCAUUUUGAAAUAAUACAAGUGUUCAUGUAAAAAGAGAAGAUGAAAACCAGAGAAGGCUCCAAGAAAAAGGAUAAGGAACAGCCUGGCUCAUCUUCUGUGCCAGUCAUUCCGAGUCACUUGUUCACUCCCCGAAAAGCGUUUUCCCAAGAAGUAGCUUCGUCGCCCUUGAUAAGUGACCAAGACAUGGACGUGCUUAGAGACGAGUGUGGAGACAUGCUCCAUACAGCAGAAGAUAUAAUUGACGCGGGCUGUUUGUCCCCGCCUAAGACUCCAGGCAUCCUGAGGAGUCUUUUAGAAACGCCAAACACCAAGAAAAACAGAGAAUUAAGUCAAAUGCUUCUCAAGGAUCUGGAGUUGUCCGAAUCAGAAAUUGACACACCAUGUAAGAGUACUACUCCAAUAGCCAAAAUGUUAGGCGUUCCCUCAAGCAGCAAGGUUGAGGAAGCUUCGACGUCUGGUCUUGAAAAACAGAGACCUACAAGUUCUCAAAUUAGAAGAGAGAGUAAAAUACCAUCAUCAUCAUCAUCUGAGGAAACUUCAGAGUCCAGUGGAGAUGAUCUAGACAUCUACAGCUCAAAAUUUGAUGCCAAGAAAGCGCUGUCGCUAGGGAAAGCCUUCUUGAAGAGGUUACCUUAUCCGAACACCAAAAAACUCAAUAACCUGGCUCAGUACAAACACGUUGCGUCUGCAUCUCCUGAUCCUGAAGACUUUGAAGAAAACAUGAAAAAUGCACUGAAGAAAAAACCCCUUUCAAAAAAGAGCAAAGACUAUGUUCCGCCGCCCAAAGCUGAUGUGCCUAUAACUAGGAAAUUUUUGCCAAGUCAAAUGCCCAUUUCAAGACCCUCCAAAGAGAGCAAGAAAAAGAAAAAUCUGCUAGACAGAAUGGAAUUGGCGAAAGGCCCUCUCGCCAAGCUGGUUGAAUACAGAGACAAGAAAAUUAGAGUCAUGAUUAAAACGAGAAACAUUUACAUUGGCACAAAUGACAUGGUUGCUUACAUUGUUGCCUUUGACAAGCACUGGAAUCUGGCACUCACUGACGUCGAGGAGACGUUUAUUCGUAAAAAGAAACGAAAGGUGCCUGCUGAGUUAGGAGAGGACACCGUCAAGUUAUCUGACAAAGAAUUGGCUGAGAGAGGACUAGUGAGACCACGACUGAUCCAAAAUAUCGGCAAAAACUCUGAACUUUGCAAACGUUACAUUCCACAGUUGAUGAUCAGAGGAGAGCAAAUUGUUAUUGUGUUUCCAGUAGUUUGAGUAAUCUUCCCAAUAGUCAUUUGUACAAAAGUGCUGAAAGCAAUUUAUUUUUCAGGCAUAACUUACAUUAAAAAUUAAUUGUACAUGUCCAAAAUAUCUGUGGCAGGCUCCUCAGCAGGCUGCUCUGGCUCUGGCUCAGGGAAAUUGCAUUCGUAAAUAAAAAUCGAGCGGUCUUCUGA